AUGUGCGUGGAGGCGGCUCGGAGGUAUAAGGCCCGGUGCGUGGGGAUCGAGCUGGACGACGCCCUGGUGAAGGAGGCCCGGCUCAACGCCCAGCGCGGCGGACUCGAUGAUCGCAUUACCAUCCUCAAGCAAAACGCACUUGAAGUCGACUACACUGAUGCGUCGGUGGUGACGAUGUACCUGAGCGAGCACGGCAACAAGAAGAUGAAGCAAGUGUUGAGCCGCUGCCUCAAGCCCGGCGCCCGCGUCGUGACCUACCAGUUUCCCGGUACAUCUCCAUCCCACACCCACGACACGCACUCACCUUCGAUCUUCACAACCGCAUCUAAUGGCGAUGAUGGCGAUGAUGGCGGGCGUCAAGUGGCGGGAUGGCUGCCGGACAAGGUGCACAACCUGGCGUCAGGGCAGCGCCUCUUCCUCUUCCACCACCCGCCCAAGACCAGCAAUAAUGAUAAUAAUAAUGAGAAUUCUUGA
Messenger RNA from Acanthamoeba castellanii str. Neff, 474 nucleotides. RefSeq lists its product as uncharacterized. Bases 1 to 474 code for a protein of 157 amino acids. Gene Ontology annotation, molecular function: protein-lysine N-methyltransferase activity. Gene Ontology annotation, cellular component: mitochondrion. The record is from RefSeq and is a predicted model, not a curated record. The transcript is spliced from 2 exons. Lineage: Eukaryota; Discosea; Longamoebia; Acanthamoebidae. Gene Ontology annotation, biological process: regulation of mitochondrial ATP synthesis coupled proton transport; peptidyl-lysine trimethylation; positive regulation of proton-transporting ATP synthase activity, rotational mechanism.